Messenger RNA from Mollisia scopiformis, 1544 nucleotides. RefSeq lists its product as uncharacterized. Lineage: Eukaryota; Fungi; Ascomycota; Leotiomycetes; Helotiales; Mollisiaceae. The record is from RefSeq and is a predicted model, not a curated record. The transcript has 2 exons. The coding region runs from base 288 to 1544 and encodes 418 amino acids.
CCUGCCGUGGCUAAUCUACUUUAAACUUGCUUUUUCCUUCAAGUCCUUUACCCCACAGCCACGAGGUCUCACAACGUUUAGACACGUUCGAUACACGCAAAAUGAGAAGUCUCAGCCGCCGAAAUCACCAUGAGACUCUUCAGAAAAAAGAACUGUAGAAGUAAUAGGCAACAAGUACCCCUUCAUCUCCACAAGUCAUAGCCUCGCAACCAGUUCAGCAUGUUCAUUUUCUCACACACCUUCCUUUCCCCUGUUCGCAAUACCUUCGCGUUUCCAAAUAUAUAACAAUGGCCCUUCUAACGGCCGAUACUUGGUACACUGUUACUAACACUAUUUCGGGAGAUACCAGCUAUCUCAGCGCUUCGGAGAGCAACGAUCUUCUACAAAUAAACAAGACUCAAUCCGCAUAUACGAAUUGGCAAUUUUUCCUUUCGAAUCGAUCGGUUCUGACAAAUUUAUACUGGGUCCGGAAUCAAGCUAUUGGGUCCACCUUUCACAUCGGCAUCUCAUAUCGAGAUGGGAAUGUAAUUCCUUCCUUGCAGAGCAGAGCAUUGAAUGAGAGCGCGUCGUGGAAUAUUGCGUUCGAUGGAGAUACCUCCGGAGCGAGAGUUCUCAAUGCAGGAGCGGGAACUUAUCUCGACCUGACCACAGCACAAGUAGUAUCAAAUUCUACAGAUGCCACAGGGUCGAUAUGGACUCUUCAGAAAAACGGUCUAAUCGACGACUCAACUUUCCUCAUCUCUCCGCUUAAUACAACCAUACCCCUCCUCUCCUCCAACACAAUUUCAUCCACACCCCUCAGCAUAACAUCUACCACCACGACUUCUUCCAACCUCACCUCCCGAUCUCUCAGUUCAGGCGCCGUAGCAGGCAUAGCAGCUUCCUCCGCCCUUCUCCUCCUAAUAAUAAUCCUAAUAUCCCUCCACCUCUGGCAUAAACACCGCUCCCGACCUCCUCGCCGCUUCACCAUGCUCGGCGACGACGAACUCUCCCCCAAAUCCCCCGAGCUCGGGUAUGAAUUCCAAGACCGCUCUUCAUCCAGGAGACCGAGCGCCACCUACUCAAUACCCCAUCCCACCGAAAAAUCCAACGAAAUCGAAACCCGCCACCCAAUCCGAUCCUCAAGCCACCAAUCCGCGCUCUUCUCCACCAGCACAAUCCCACCCGUAAACUCAUCACUACUCUCAUCCCUAACCCCCAUCCCGGCGAUAAGCCCAGCUCACAGAUUAACUCUCUCCUCCUCCUCUCCAGUCCUUCAUCAUCAUUCCGUCUCGGUGCAGACGCCGACGCCGACGUACUCACUCGCGAGCGCUGGCCUGGCGAGGGCGAAGACGCAAAGGUAUGGGGAUCAUGGGCCUGGGGUGGGAUUGGGGAGGGUUGUUGGGGUGGAUAGGGAGGGCGAGAUGGAGGGAGAGGGAGAGGGACAUGGGAAGAGGGAGAGUUUUAGGGGGGCGAGGAGUAAGUGGGGGGUUGGUGGUGGUGGUGGGGAGGAGGGGAAGAAGGGUUUGGUGGUGAAGGAGGAGGAGGGGGAGGGGAGGUUUUAG